GUAAGCCGAGACAACAACAACAAAAAAAGGCAACGUUCAUCUAUCUAGGCUAUGAAGAUUACAAAACCACAUGCCGCCAUGUUCGCUAGCCCCGGAAUGGGCCACAUCAUCCCGGUGAUCGAGCUCGGAAAACGCUUAGCUGGAUCUCACGGCUUCCACGUCACCAUUUUCGUCCUUGAAACCGACGCAGCCUCCGCUCAAUCUCAAUUCCUAAACUCACCAGGCUGCGACGCGGCCCUUGUUGAUGUUGUUGGCCUCCCAACUCCGGAUAUCACCGGUUUAGUCGACCCAUCAGCCUUUUUUGGGAUCAAGCUCUUGGUCAUGAUGCGUGAGACCAUUCCUACCCUUCGAUCAAAGAUAGCUGAGAUGCAACACAAACCAACGGCUCUGAUCGUAGACUUGUUUGGUUUGGACGCGAUACCGCUCGGUGCUGAGUUCAACAUGUUGACUUAUAUCUUCAUCGCUUCAAACGCACGUUUUCUCGCGGUGGCUUUGUAUUUCCCAACGUUGGACAAAGACAUGGAAGAAGAGCACGUAAUCAAGAAGCAACCUAUGGUUAUGCCUGGAUGUGAACCGGUUCGGUUUGAGGAUACACUUGAAACAUUCCUUGACCCGAACAGCCAGCUGUACCAGGAAUUUGUUCCUUUCGGUUCGGUUUUCCCAACGGCUGAUGGUAUUAUUGUGAAUACUUGGGAUGAUAUGGAGCCCAAAACUUUGAAAUCUCUUCAAAACCCAAAGCUCUUGGGUCGGAUUGCUGGUGUACCGGUUUAUCCAAUUGGUCCUUUGUCCAGACCGGUUGAUCCAUCUAAAACUAAUCAUCCGGUUUUGGAUUGGUUAAACAAACAACCGGACGAGUCGGUUCUUUACAUUUCAUUUGGAAGCGGCGGUUCUCUCUCGGCUAAACAGUUAACCGAAUUGGCUUGGGGUCUUGAGAUGAGUCAGCAACGGUUCGUUUGGGUGGUCCGACCGCCAGUUGACGGUUCGGCUUGCAGUGCAUAUUUCUCCGCUAACAGUGGUGAAAUAAGAGACGGUACACCGGAUUAUCUACCAGAAGGUGAUGAGAUGAGAAAAAAGAUAAAGAAGCUGAAAGACACGGCGGCGGAGUCGCUGAGUUGCGACGGUGGAGAAGCGCAUGAAUCGUUGUCAAGAAUCGCCGACGAGAGCAAGCAUCUUUUGGAGCGUGUCAGGUGCAUGGCACGUGGUGCCUAGGAACGCUUACCGUUAAAAGUAUUUUACUUAUAAACUGCGUGUCGUUUUACCUUCUUUGGUAUCUUGUAGUUCAGUUUCCGAGUCUUGCUUGCCACAUGCUAUCACGUGUUUUUUUUUUGUUUGGGUCAACGCUAGUCGUUAUCACUAAUGUAUUAUAUUCAUUGUACAAAUAAUAAUCAGUGUUUAAUUUGUAUAAUAAGUAGAUCCUUUUUUA
Molecule: messenger RNA, 1423 nt
Organism: Arabidopsis arenosa
Lineage: Eukaryota; Viridiplantae; Streptophyta; Magnoliopsida; Brassicales; Brassicaceae
Source: the annotation of a GenBank genome assembly